Messenger RNA from Rubroshorea leprosula, 1384 nucleotides. The record is from the annotation of a GenBank genome assembly. Lineage: Eukaryota; Viridiplantae; Streptophyta; Magnoliopsida; Malvales; Dipterocarpaceae.
ACGCCGCAAACGGAAACCGAUCACCCCCAUAACGACGGUCAUGGAGAAGCUCAAUGUUUCAACGGAGACAUCGACAGCUCCUGCUCCACUCCUUACGUUAGUGCCCCUUCCAGUCCCGGACGGGUGCCGGGAUCCGUUGGGUUCUUCUACAGUGCGCCGGCUAGCCCAAUGCACUUCGCGAUAACCUCGGCGGCAGCGUCGAUGGCGUCAGCGACUCGCCCGCCUUCUCCGGACAGCUCGGUGCCUCUCGGUUACGAGUUUGAGUUCUCCGCGAGGUUCGGGUCGUCCGGUUCGGGUCAAACCGGGUCCAUGAUCUCGGCGGAUGAGUUGUUUUUUAACGGGCAGAUCCGACCCAUGAAGCUGUCGAACCAUCUGGAGAGAGUGCAGAUCUUAGCUCCGUUGAUGGAUCUCGGACGGGAAGAAGAGGAAAUCGGAGAGGAAAGUGAAUCCGGCGACGGCGAGAAGAAAUCGAGAGGGCGAGAGCUGAGAUUGCGAGAUAAAUCUCUGCGAAGAAGAACGAGAUCCAUGUCUCCCUUGAGGACGGCCGAUGUUGUAACCGCCGAUCAAAUCCCCUUUUCCGGGGAGAAAGAUGAUGAAAAGAACGAGGAGAUGAUGUUCAACGAGACGAAUGCUUCAAUGUCGGCUUCUUCCUCACGCUCGUCGUCGGCUGGCCGGAGCUCGAAGAGAUGGGUGUUUUUGAAAGAUUUUCUCAGGAGCAAGAGCGAAGGAAGAAGCAACAACAAGUUCUGGUCUACCAUUUCGUUUUCUCCGACCAAGGAGAAAAAACUCGGAGGAAACCAAACCGUCUCCCCCGCCGGUCCGGUGCAAGACUCGAAAGAGAGAAAGGGGAGCAGCGGAUCGGAAAAUCAAAGAGAACGGAAGCCGGUGAACGGGGUGGGGAAGAGGAGAGUGGCGCGGUCGCCGCACGAGCUGCAUUACACGACGAACAGAGCACACGCGGAGGAGAUGAGGAAGAAGACGUACUUGCCGUAUAGGCAUGGGCUGUUUGGGUGUUUAGGGUUCAGUUCAAAGGGGUACGGAGCCAUGAAUGGACUGGCGCGAGCUCUGAAUCCUGUUUCUUCCAGGUAAAAUCUCUGUUUCAGGGGAAAGAGAGGAAAAUUAAAAAAAAAAAAAUAUUGUAUAACUUAAAUUAUUAAAUAAAAUCGAAAAUUUUAAUAUCGGGUGGCCCGACUUAAUGCUCCUGUCCUGCAAAAUGUUGUAACGACAACAAAAGAGGAGUAAAGGAGAAAAUUGUAGAAUUUCUUGUAUAAGUUUUUACCUAUGAAGGGAUAAAAUGAACUUCUAGUAUUUCCUUUUUUGGGGGCAUUUCUCUUUCUAUUUAUUUGUAAAGAAGAGAAAAUUUGUCCUUAAGAUCAUGGCCUUG